This is a messenger RNA of Rodentolepis nana, 996 nucleotides long. NCBI's taxonomy places the organism in Eukaryota, Metazoa, Platyhelminthes, Cestoda, Cyclophyllidea, Hymenolepididae. The record is from the annotation of a GenBank genome assembly.
AUGCUUGGUGGAUCUAUUACUGUUCCUGCGACGAAUGAUACGCAGUGCUACUGUGGGUACCAAAAAUCUUCUAACACGCUGAUGCUAAGGUGUGCUUCGAAAAAGGCUAGUCUUCCAUCUUCCAAAUUUACCCCUGUUUACUGCCAUCGAUCAGGUGAAAGUGUACGCAUUGGAGAUUCUAAAAUGCUCACCACUUCUGAUUUCCCUGGAAUGAUUAUAGAACCCGGCGGUUUGAGCCGAUUGCAAGAUGGUGGAAGAGUCUCUUUUCUACAACUAAAUAUUCCCCUACAAACAAGGCUUCUUGAUGCCCUUGCAUUCACCGGUCUUCCGGAUUUAAGGAACCUCCAUGCUUGGCGAUCACCUAUUGGACUUGAAGCCUGUAGCCUAGCUGUACUUCCCAGCCUUGAAAAUAUCGUUAUUCAUUGUAAAUCUAAUUUUGAUCGAUAUCUCACUUUCGGUAGUGCAUUUAAGAGCGUUAGAUUGACUGGAUGUCAGGGUAGGAAUCUUCAGUUUAUUUGCACUAGAUGCAGUCAACAACCAGAAGUGAGUGUUCUUCGAAUAUUUCCCGGUCCUCCUUUGACUAUUAAAAAUUUGGGUUUCAUAAGCAAUCUCAACAACAGUCUCAGUCUACCCUCCUGUCGUAUUGGAGUAUGCUCUGAGGAUCAUCUCUGUCGAAAUAAUAUGGCACUUAAAUUGGCACUGAGUAAUUCUAUUCAAUCAUCAACAACCACCAUUUCACCUCAUACAACAACUUCUAGACUUGCGAUUAUUACAUCUGCCCCGCAACUUCAAAAUGGGCAAAUAUUUCUCACCAUAUUUCUCCCAAUAUUCCUUCUCAUUUUGAUUAUCUCCUGUUUUAUCUCUAUUGUUCUCUGUCUGAGGAUCUCAAGAGCAUUUAAAAGGAAGUGUGUCAACCAAUCUCCUCUAGAUGUGCGGGUAACAAAUAGUUCGAGUUGGUCUUCUUCGACCCCACUAAAUGAACCCAAAGAUCACUAA